Emys orbicularis (European pond turtle) is the source of this 456-nucleotide messenger RNA. RefSeq names its product baculoviral IAP repeat-containing protein 5.1-like. The transcript has 4 exons. The record is from RefSeq and is a predicted model, not a curated record. The coding region runs from base 7 to 456 and encodes 149 amino acids. NCBI's taxonomy places the organism in Eukaryota, Metazoa, Chordata, Testudines, Emydidae.
AGAGACAUGUAUGAGUAUGAGAAUCGCAUAAAAACCUUCACAGAUUGGCCUUUUAUGGAGAAUUGCAAAUGUACCCCUGAGCAUAUGGCCAGGGCUGGCUUUAUCCACUGUCCAAGUGCAAAUGAACCUGAUGUGGCAAAGUGUUUCUUCUGCCUGAUAGAGCUGGAGGGCUGGGAGCCAAAUGAUGAUCCACAGGUAGAGCACUCCAAACGUCCUAGCAACUGUGGGUUUUUAUCCCUUACUAAGAACUUUGAUGAUCUGACAAUGGAGGAAUACUACAUGCUGGAGAUGGACCGGUUGAGGACUUUUCUUUGCAAAACCGGCAGAAGCACAAUGAAGUCCUUUGAAGAAGAAGUUGAUGCAACCAGAAAACGUCUCAUUGAUCACUUUGUCAGCAAACAUCAGUACACUCCAGAGCCAAAGAUGCCAGUAUCAGAGUCUCCCUCAACAUGCUGA